UAACAGAGCAAUAUUUGAAUGAACCUCCCAAUGCAUUCCAAACCCUUCAUGAAAAUGCUUCCUCACCGUUUGUUUCUUUAUCUUAUGAAUUUUCUGUGGAUAUGAUAUGAUGGGGCCUUCCCACGUCCCAAGUUGUCGGACCCCGACAAAAUUGGAAGCUUCCUUUUGCAGUCCUUCCGUUUCGGGGAUUGGGAAUCUCUUGCUCUUCUGAGGAACCUCAGUGGCUUCUUUCUUCAGGAUGUGUCAAUCCCAAGAUUGGGGUAUUCUUCAUUAACCAGAGAUCAGUCUGAUUCAUCUGCUAAGACUCCCCUAGUAGAAUACACGAACUCAGAGCUCAAAAUGAGGCAGAACCAGUGUAACAAUGGGCCCCACCUGAUUCGGUCCCAUGGAGCCAAAGUCGCACAGACCUACUUAUAUGACUGGUUGAUCCUCAUGCUUCUUGGGCUUGCUCUGGUCGUUAUCCAUCUCAUACAUCCGUUUUAUCGAUAUGUUGGGAAAGACAUGAUGACAGAUCUCAAGUAUCCACUGAAGGACAACACAGUGCCCUUUUGGGCUGUUCCGAUGAUUGCAGUUGGAUUACCUAUCGGUGUAUUCAUAAUUGUUUAUCUUCGAAAGAGAGAUGUCUGUGACCUUCAUCAUGCUGUUCUAGGGCUUUUAUACUCAGCUUUAGUUACUUCAGUGAUAACUAAUACGGUUAAGAAUGCAGUUGGUCGGCCCCGACCUGAUUUCUUCUGGCGUUGCUUUCCUGAUGGGAAAGAUGUUUAUGAUCAGUUUGGGAAUGUCAUCUGUCACGGUGAAAAUAAAGUAGUAGACGAAGGGCAUAGAAGUUUCCCAAGCGGCCAUACUUCAUGGUCCUUUGCGGGUUUGGGCUUUUUAUCGCUUUACUUGGCCGGUAAGAUAGAAGCAUUCGAUCGCAGAGGCCAUGUUGCCAAAUUAUGCAUUGUGUUCCUUCCACUUCUCGUUGCAUCUCUCAUCGGGAUUUCCCGAGUAGACGAUUACUGGCAUCACUGGCAAGACGUCUUUGCAGGAGGUCUCCUAGGGCUUGCGGUUGCCACAUUUUGCUACAUGCAGUUUUUUCCCCCUCCAUAUCAUCCUGAAGGUAUGCUUGGCGGAUUCCCCACACUUGCUCCCAAGAUUCUGAGGGAUUGCGAACCAAUGCGAGAGACUCGCCCAACAAUGAGGAGAGAACUCGAAACGGAGUCGAAAGCCAAGAAAAUGAGGGUACUGGCAAUGGAUGCAUCGGGUUGUCCACAUCGCGCACUUCCAGUCAGACCUUGGAAGAAAUGGAGUCGGGCGGAAGAUGAUCAACUUAUAUCUUGCACAUAUGUGUACAUGUAUACAUUUUUCAUGUGAUUAUAGGAUACUCCAGGAAGGUCAUGUUGAGCGCUUUCUGCUUCGAGCAGGUAUGCGAGGAUCGAGUUUUGACAUUGAUGAUCAGUGUGCUGCACAAUGACGAGACGGGUCACUCCAUAUAGAAACACUCUGGCCUUGGGCUAUUUGCUUAGUCCGAUUCUCGUUCUCGAUUAUUCGGUCGAAAUUAAUGAAAGCUGAUGACCGGAAAGAGUCAAGUUCAUGCGA
Punica granatum (pomegranate) is the source of this 1578-nucleotide messenger RNA. Lineage: Eukaryota; Viridiplantae; Streptophyta; Magnoliopsida; Myrtales; Lythraceae. The record is from RefSeq and is a predicted model, not a curated record.